Molecule: messenger RNA, 1179 nt
Organism: Penicillium alfredii
Lineage: Eukaryota; Fungi; Ascomycota; Eurotiomycetes; Eurotiales; Aspergillaceae
Product: putative C2H2 transcription factor
Exons: 2
Coding region: 1-1179 (392 amino acids)
Source: RefSeq, a predicted model, not a curated record
AUGAGAGUCCUCGAUUCCCCCUCAAACGCUUUGCUGGACUUUGACCGGGUGGACGCGGCCGAGUUUCUCGACAAGGGCCUCAACGACAGUGUCGACGACAUGCCCACCGUGAACUACAACUGGCAAGCCAAGGCCACCCAGGGUCCAGUGCCUGGGUGUGCAGGGUCUGUGGACCCGCUGGCAGGCUUGAUGGAUAUCCCUGUUGGCGCGUCAUCAAGCCCACCUUCGUCUAGUGUCCACCCCGCCAUGGACUAUGUGGCUCACUCCGACUCGGUCUCGUUCCUUGCCCCCGAGAGCUAUUUAUCGAGCCGCCGCGCCUCGUGCGUCAGCGAUACUGUUGGCUCAGUCUAUGCGUGGUCUUCUCCUUCCAACACAGACUUUUUGACAGCUCCUUCGCCGCCGGUUGACCCCUCUGUCUGCUCGGGCACACACUCGCCAUUCAUGCAAUCCUACUACCCCACUGGGCCCUCGCAGCCCGCUCUGGUCCAUCCCCAGCUGCAAGAGUAUACAGCGCAGCAAAUCGACAAGUGGUGUAUUGAGAGCGACCCUGCUGCCCUCCAAUUCUCUCGCUUUCCCCCAUCUACCGACCUGCCCCUCCACACCUACCCCGAUUUCAGUGAUGGCUUGACCACCGCCGAAUCCUGGCUGCCGCUGCCCGCCUUCACAGGGCCCUCAACCUCGACAGCAUCGACCGCGGCACCGGACCACUUCCUCGCCCCGUCCCCACUCUUCCCAUCCACUGCGCCUGUCUCCAUUGAGUCGUCCUCUGUCCUCAGCGACUCUCCUGCCCCAACCCUUUCUGACCUCGACUCCCCACCAUCCCGUGCACGCCCCUCAUCACCCUCGAACCCAGCGGACCUCUCCCGCUACGGUAUCCCCACCGGCGACGGCGCCUGGCGCUGCGCCCACCCAGGUUGCUCGUCCCAAGCCCUGUUUCGCCGGGGCUGUGACCUGCGCAAGCACUUUAACCGGCAUCGCAAGCAUUUGUUCUGCCGCCAUGAGAACUGCCCGCAAUCUGUUCAAGGCGGGUUCUCGAGCAAGAAAGAUCGCGCGCGCCACGAGGCCAAGCACAACCCUGGCAUUGUGUGCGAGUGGGAUGGCUGUGGCCGCGUGUUUAGUCGCGUCGACAACAUGAAAGACCAUGUGCGCCGGAUCCAUCGCAAAGUUGGCUCUCGAUGA